Gadus chalcogrammus (walleye pollock) is the source of this 2544-nucleotide messenger RNA. Its product is annotated as B-cell receptor CD22-like. The coding region runs from base 50 to 1375 and encodes 441 amino acids. The record is from RefSeq and is a predicted model, not a curated record. The transcript has 9 exons. Lineage: Eukaryota; Metazoa; Chordata; Actinopteri; Gadiformes; Gadidae.
CCUGAAGGACAUUUUGUAGGCUAGUUUCAAUACCGGGUGGUUAAAGAAAAUGACUCGCACCAUUCUAGGGAUUUUACUCAUCAUUCAAGGCGUGUGGAGCAGAGACUUGGCUGUUGAGUACCAAAGCCAGUGCGCUUUUAAAGGGACAUCAGUAACAAUACCAUGCUCUUAUAGCCAUCCACCCGGUAAUAAGGUCACUUCCGUCACCUGGUACAGAGGAGAGCCAAGAACUGGCGGGUGGACUGGAUAUCCCUUCUUCACCUCCUCCUCAAUGAAUGGUUUUCAAUACCUGGGUGACACAUCUGGUUCGUGCACGUUGAGGAUCAAGAAGCUGCUUGACUCUGACCAAGCAGGGUACUUUGUUAUAUUAAGGACAGAAGAUAAAAAGUUCACUGCCCCAGAUAUUACUUUGACCGUUCAAGACCCAGGGAUCACUGCCGUUGUACCGACCGUUGUUGUAGAGAGGGACAUGGUGACUCUGAUAUGCAAGACAGAAUGUAUUGGCUAUCCCCCAGCCAACAUGGUAGUGUGGUCACGAGAUGGAAAAGCAGUGGCCAGUCCAACGUUCCAGGCCGGGCUGGACGAUGCAGGGAGUUACCAGUGUGCCUGGGAGGGACUGCUGUCCAACACAGUAACCCUCGAUGUUCAAUUCCUUCCACGGAACACAACGGUGUGGGUCGAACCCCAAGGAGAGGUGUUGAAAGGCAAUAGCGUGAACCUGACCUGCAGCAGUGCUGCCAACCCACCCGUACACAACUACACCUGGUGGUGGUACAGUGGUACUGCACCACCCCCCGCCAGCUCCAUGCUGGUCCCCAUCGGAAUGGGACAGGUGUUGUACCUGGCCUCUCUGGUGACCUCUCAGACAGGAUAUUACCUCUGCCAGGCCACGAAUACUCUGGGGGAGAGCAACUCCUCUGCACUGCUGCAGAUUGAGGGAACCACACUGGGCAGAGAAUCUGUGUUAAUCUUAUCUGGAGUAGGAGUCACAGUCUUCGUAGCCCUCACUGUGCUGGUUUGCCUUUGGUCACGGAAACAACAAAAGACCAAGGAAAACCAACACAGCGUGGCUACCAGCAGCCCCAGUGGGAGGAGCCUCACCUCUUCAACCAAUCCCGACCCAGACUCCAUGUAUGCCAACGUACACGUCUCUUCAUUACCCAGUCGGUCACUGACUCCUCCCCAGGUUCUCUAUGACGUCCACACGCAUGACUCAGCACAGGGAGGGGAAAUUGCCUAUUCCAUCCUCGGCAAUUUUGGUGGAACCAGACCUGUAAAUCCCGGAGACCCAAAGCAGCAGCCAUUCCAACCAACAGAAGCAGGGGAUGCAGCAGGACACUCUGUGAUCUACAGCUCAGUGGCUGAAGCAACAUGAGAAGAGCACAGCCGGGAUUGGAAGGCCUCGAUUGGAGGCCUCUGCAUGCUUUUGGUUUAACAUUUGUGUGUUUUAGCAAUAGUCUUUUGUUUGUGAUAUGAUGGGAAUCUACUGAAUUUAACCCUUGAUUGAAAAAAAGAUAUAAGGAUUGGCUGAAUGGUUCAAACACAUGAGUCGUACCCUGGAGACCAGGGUUAAGGUCCUGUAUUAUUUUGUAGACUAAGGUGACUUAUUAAUUUACAACUACUUGGUUAGGUUUAAGCAACACAACAACUUGGUUAGGAUUACGCAACAAAACAAAUUUGUUAGGUUUAGGCAACGCAACUACCAUGUAAUCAUAACUACUUGGUUAUGUUUACAUGGUGAGGGUUAGGCACGACGAAUUCUGCCAGAAAAGGCUGUCAAACUUCUCCAAUGCAAGGAGACCACGAUCUAACCCAGUCUAACUCAGUUACAGUGGACAUAGUAUUCAUGAAUUACACAGCUUCAAAAUCAUUCUCAUGAUUUUACCAUCAGGAUUUGUUUAUGAAUGUGAAACAGUAAUAGGUUGUGCAUAACUUUUCCCUUUUAAAGUGAAAACACAACCAGAACACUUAAAAAUUAAGGCAUUUAUUACCAUAAUGAACAUAAAAUCAUGAAAAUCAAUGAUGCAUAAAAGCUCAGUAACAACAUUCUGCUUCAAGAAUAAUACUAAUUGUGAACAUCAUGGUUGUUUAGGGGACCGUAUCGGAACUUCAUGCAAAACGACAUUUAUUGAAAUGUAAAGAAUCCAUUGUCCAAAAUAAUUAAUGCUGCACUUCUUUAACUUUUGUUUCUUAAAAAUGCCAUUAAAAUCUUCCUUAUAAACUGUGGCUUCUGUUCUGAAAUUGUGUGUUAUCAAAAAUAAUAUUGGAAUGUAAAAAAUUCAUAGUCCAAAAUGAUUAUUGCUGGCUGCACUUCUUUAACCUGUGUUUCAUAAAAAGGUCAUUACAAUCAGCCUUAUAAACUGUUGCUUCUGUUCUGAUAUUGUGAGUUAUCACAAAUAAAUAGUUAAAAAGAAUGACCUCCUUCCAUGAGUCCUUUGCUAAAAAAUGUCAAAUCGUCGACCAUCAAUCAAAGCAAUUCGGAAUUACCCUCGAUACACAAAAUGAAGAUUUAAUGAGCUCAUUACAUCAUCAUAGGGCUACAGU